AGCCGAAUCGGGCUUUCACAUCGAACCGACAGCUUCGGCGUAACUCGAAGAGAUCAUCAAUCAAUUCAGUUAAUCAAAGAAGAAGAAGAGAAAAUGUCUUCACUUGCAGCUGCUAGAGCAGACAAUUUUUACUACCCCCCAGAAUGGAGCCCAAAAAAGGGUUCUUUAAACAAGUUUCGUGGUCAGCAUGCUUUGAGGGAGAGGGCAAGAAAAAUAGACCAGGGUAUUUUGAUUAUAAGGUUCGAGAUGCCUUUCAAUAUCUGGUGUGGCGGAUGCAAUUCUAUGAUUGCAAAGGGUGUAAGGUUCAAUGCAGAGAAAAAGCAAGUGGGAAAUUAUUAUUCUACAAAGAUAUGGAGCUUUACCAUGAAGUCUGCUUGCUGCAGACAUGAGAUUGUUGUUCAAACAGAUCCAAAAAAUUGCGAGUAUCUCAUAAUUAGCGGGGCCACACGAAAGACUGAGGAAUAUGACGUUGAAGAUGCGGAAACCAUGGCACUCCCAGUAGAUGAAGAUAGAGGCAAGCUAGCAGACCCUUUCUACCGUCUUGAACACCAGGAAGAGGAUUUAAAAAAGAAGAAAGAAGCUGAUCCGGUACUCGUGCGCCUUCAAAGGAUAUCUGAUGCCAGGCAUUCAGAUGAUUAUGCCUUGAACAAAUCUCUUCGGGCCCAACUUAGAAGUCAAAAGAAGAGAGUUGCUGAAGAAGAGGCUGCUUCCAGGACUAUUGGACUUGGCAUUCGACUAUUGCCGCCAUCUAAAGAAGAUGCUGCCACUGCUGCUGGUGUCAAGUUCUCGUCCAAGUUUGAUAGAAAUAGGAAGGAGAAACGGGCAUUGAUAAAUGCUGCUUCCAUUUUCCCUGGGUCAUCUGGGUCUUCUCUGUCCCUUGCAAAGCGGUUGGAGCUGGAAUCCAAGAGAAGGAAAAUAAACGCAGUUGCAGCAUCAAAGUUACUAGGAGGGGGAUUCAAGCCAUCAUCAUGGUCUCACAGCGCCGUUUCUUCUGUUGGGCGGAACAGGGCAUAAAGUCGCCGUGUCGACUGAGUUUCCGACAGUUUUUGAAACAUCUGGGGUUCUUCGAUAAAUAGGCUUAAGGACACUUGGUGACUUUGAUGGCAUGGGUGGAAUCUGGCCUGGUGUUGGCCCGGUCAAAUGGCAACAGCUAAGGAGUUUGUGUGUACAUAUAUAUAAGCUGUAGUGAUGUUUCAAAUUUAUCUUUUUUUCUUCUUGCCCUCUAUACCCACCCUCUCCCCCCUUCUUUUGGUGUCCUUUUCUAAUGUGAUUUUUUGUUCCUUCAUAUAUCGUGUGUGUGUGUGUUUUGCUCCAUGGUCACUUCAUUUUGUGAUUUGUGAUCAUGGAUAUCUCGAC
Molecule: messenger RNA, 1356 nt
Organism: Ilex paraguariensis (yerba mate)
Lineage: Eukaryota; Viridiplantae; Streptophyta; Magnoliopsida; Aquifoliales; Aquifoliaceae
Source: the annotation of a GenBank genome assembly